Papaver somniferum (opium poppy) is the source of this 3316-nucleotide messenger RNA. Its product is annotated as flowering time control protein FPA-like. Lineage: Eukaryota; Viridiplantae; Streptophyta; Magnoliopsida; Ranunculales; Papaveraceae. Gene Ontology annotation, molecular function: RNA binding. The record is from RefSeq and is a predicted model, not a curated record. The transcript has 7 exons. Bases 193 to 2991 code for a protein of 932 amino acids.
CGAUCUCAAAUCUUAUCUCCUUCUCUCCAUCUUUCUAGGGUUUUCAAUCGUAAAAUAAAAUCCCCCCUUUUCUCCCCCAAAUCUCAAAUUCCUCAAAAUCAAUUCGUUGAUUCCCCAAUUCAAUCCUUCAAAUCCAACAAAAAGAACCGAAAUUUCUAGGUUUUUUAUUGUUCUUGGUGAAUUUGAUUCACAAUGGCACCGCCAAAGAAUUCAGAGAAACCCUCGAAACAAGCAAAAGAAACAGAAUCGCAUGAAUCAAAUAAUCUAUGGGUUGGUAAUUUAACGAAUGAUACAACUGAAGAAGAUUUAAUGGAUCUAUUUGGUAAACAUGGUGAUUUAGAUACAGUUACUAGUUACGCAUCAAGAAAUUUUGCGUUUAUUUAUUAUAAACUUAUUGAAGAUGCUAAAGAGGCGAAAGAGGCUUUACAAGGAACUAAUUUACUUGGAAAUCCAUUGAAGAUCGAGUUUGCUCGUCCGGCUAAACCAGGCAAACAACUGUGGGUGGGCGCUAUUAGUUCAGCUGUCACAAAGGACCACCUAGAAAAUGAAUUUUCAAAAUUCGGAAAAAUUGAGGAAUUCAAAUUUCUCAGAGACAGAAACACUGCACUUGUUGACUACUCAAAAUCAGAGGAUGCUGCUGCUGCCCUAAAAAGUAUGAAUGGGAAGCGCAUCGGAGGUGAUCAGAUACGAGUGGAUUACUUGAGGUCUCAACCUCCAAGAAGAGAAAACUGGUCCGAGUUCCCUGACUCAAGAGAUGGACAGUUCAACAGUAGAAGGGGUAUGGGACACAGUGAUCCUUCAUUGAUGUCUGAGUCAUCCCAAUUCGGGUCCAAAAGACACAUGCAACAACCAAGUGGGAAAAGAGGACAGCAACCUAGCAAUGUUUUAUGGAUAGGGUACCCUCCCACGAUUAAGAUUGAUGAGCAGAUGCUUCAUAAUGCUAUGAUUCUUUUUGGUGAAAUUGAGAGAAUCAAAAGUUUCCCCUCAAGGAAUUAUUCUUUUGUAGAGUUUAGAAGUGUGGAUGAGGCUCGUCGUGCGAAAGAAGGUUUGCAAGGUCGUCUUUUUAAUGAUCCUAGGAUACAGAUAUUAUUUUCAAGUAGUGGACUCGCACCGGCUAAAGAUACUCCUGGUAUGUUCCCUGGAGUUAAAGGAUCUAGACCAGAUAUUUUCUUUAAUGAACCUUCGUUUGGAGCUGGAUCCAUGGACUUCUAUGGUGACGGCCGUUCUAUGGCGCACCUAGCGGCUAAAGGUAUGCCAGGUGCUAAUAUGCUGAUGAGAUCUCUUGGCCCUCAAGGUGGGUUCGAGUCUCUUUCAGCAAACCCUGAAUUGUACAAUGACUUGGCUGGGCUCAUCCAAAAUUUCUCGAAUGCAAGAAGGCACUCUCCUUCUGGAGCAGGCAUGCUUCCUUAUGGAAAAGGAAUGUGUCAAUCCGCCAGGGGUGUGUCUAGCACAUGGGAUGGACCAGAUGACCCUUAUCAAAGGGAAUCUAAGAGGUCAAGGAUUGACGGUCAUUCACCAAUUGAUGAUCGAGGUGUUUUGGGCCCAUUUGGAAGUAGUCCAAGUUUGCGGUAUCCUGGGCAGGGCCCAUCUGAAAAUGAGUUUUGUUGGCGUGGUGUCAUUGCUAAAGGCGGAACUCCUGUUUGUAAUGCUCGUUGUGUUCCCAUUGGAAAGGGGAUAGACUCUCAGCUCCCUGAAAUUGUGAAUUGCUCUGCAAGAACAGGGUUGGAUUUGCUCGCGAAACACUAUGCGGAGGCUAGUGGUUUUGACAUCGUAUACUUCUUACCGGACAGUGAAGAAGAAUUUGCAUCGUACACUGAAUUUCUCCGUUAUUUGGGAGCAAAAAAUCGUGCUGGAGUUGCAAAAUUUGAUGAUGGGACCACAUUAUUCUUGGUGCCCCCGUCAGAUUUCUUAACGAAGGUUCUUGAUGUCUCAGGUCCUGAGCGCCUUUAUGGUGUGGUUCUUAAGUUGCCCCAGCACCUGCCGAGUAACACUGCCCAGGUGCAACAACAGUCGCAACAACCUAUUCCUCCAUCACCAUACACUAAUAGGCAACAAUUACUUCCUUCCCGAAAUGAUUAUAGCUUGCCUCAGAAGGACGAGCACGUUUAUAUUAAUAGGUUACCUCAUGUUGAUUCGACGGCUCAUCACCAGAAACAGCACAGUGAAGGAUCCCCUUUGAUUCCAUCUGCGCCUCAAGAUUAUUCCAGAAAUCCUACAUCAUUGCCCCAGGGGGGAGUGUCCCUACCUCCUGAGCUUCUUGCCACCUUAACUUCUCUGUUACCGCCCAACUUUCAGUCUUCAGUUACUAAUAGUGCUCAGUUACCGGUGGUCUCCUCUGCGCAGAGGCCUGCAUCGAAUUUAAUCUCAUCACAAGGAUGGAGACAAGAUCAUCCGACUAAUGUUACUGGGUCUCUACAUCAUCCACGAGAGGAUCAAUCAGCUCAGCAAGCCCAACACUUAGUGCAUCAGUUUGGUAAUCAGCCACCAUCUUCACAGUAUCAUCCUGGUUAUGCAAAUGUUUCUAAUGGAUCUGAGAACCUAGCUCAAACCAUAUAUGGCAGUACACAAAUCCAGGAUCCCGUUCUCAACACUCCACAGCAGCAGGGUGGUGUCUCCUCUAGAAUACCGAGUAAUUUCGCGAACCCUUCUCAGGGCUCACAUUUUGUUCCUCAGCAGGUCAACCAACAGUUCCAGUUUGAUCCCUCCCAGACUUCUCAGAGAAGCUAUGGUGGCAGUUCACACCCAAACAAUGCUGCAGGACAGUUCCGUGCACCAGGCUUUGAGCAGCCUAAGCUUCCAGUUACCUCGUCUACUCAGGUGCAACAACUGCAAUCAGCUCUAUCAAGUGCUGGCCAAGGAUCAGCGGAUGGUGAUGCUGAUAAGAACCAAAGAUAUCAAUCGACGUUGCAAUUUGCUGCAAACCUUCUUCUUCAGAUACAGCAGCAACAAGGAAACUCUCAGGCUGCACAAGGACCUGGCAAUCAUCAAUGAGAACUGCUUCAUGUCGGGCAUGGGUAAAUGCAAAAUGGCCAUCCAGUACAUAUUCCUUGCAAACUACCUCGCUCCACACAAAACCCGCCGAGACGUCGACCUGGGAAGCAGAGAGGAAGCCAGAGGAGAAGACGAUUGUUACCAAAUACAAAUGCAACUUUUUCACCGCAGGAUCAAAUGUAACUUUUUUCCCCACAGGAAGUACUGUGGAUCUUUCAGGUGGCCAAAAGCGGAUAAGGGCUGAAAGAAAAACAAAAAAAAAACCUAUGUUUUCUUAUCAGUUUCGAUUUAUUUUUUAUAUAAAAAAUUAUUUUAUUCUCUCUAA